AUGUCUGGAAACCCUGCAUUUCGUUUGAACUCCGGGCCUACAGUGAACAUCAUAUCAUCUGGAAGCGAAGUCAGGGACACCAACGACAGCGGGGGACACUUCGUCCGCCAUCCUUCUUCCAAGUCUCGAGACUUCUGGCCCCGAACGCUCUUCGGAAGUCUGAUUAGCAGAAAGGAUGUGGCGAUUCUACUUGACGAGCUCGCACAGACUUAUGAGGGCAUUCUUGAUGGACAGACCAUCGAUGAUGCAACGGAGACAAUUUCGACCCGUUAUAGAAAGAUUUUGGCACUCCUUCUGUUAAUUGGAAAGGGCAAGCUGAUACGAAAAUUCGUCUCGAGGGGAAUAGACGAUAGCAAACUACCUUUUCCCUUGGAUUACCAAUUCGAUGGCUUGAUUAAGGAUGCAUACCGCGAUAACAUCCGCUUGGACUAUCAGUGGAGGCUAAAUGUUCCCUUCUUCCAGCCGUUGGCAGCAGGACUGGGAAGUCCCAAUGGACAUGUCUGCCAUCUGAAUAUAUCCGAAUUCGACAUCCAGCCGUGGGACCGAUUAGACGCGAAGCCGAGUGAAGCACAGAAAGGCUCUCCUGGCUUGUUAUCAGUGACUUUAGCCGGUGGUUACGGUGAAGUGCACAAAAUAAUCAUUCACCCAUGGCAGCAUGAUUUCCAUGGUGUGCUAGAGAAGUGGACAUCUGAUAAGAAUGUGUUCGCGUUGAAGCGCCUUCUCACCAACGACGAGUCAAAGUUCGAUCAGGAAACCGACCAGCUGAAGAGAUUCGGUGGACAGCACGAUCACAUUGUCACAUUGCUUUCUACCAUCUCCCUGAAGACUGGAAGCCACAAGGACUUCUACCUGUUGUUUCCAUGGGCGGACUCCGACCUUUUGGGUUAUUGGCAGAGAUACCCAAUGCCAGAAUUGUCAGAGGACAUGUGGCGAUGGCUCAUCGAACAGUGUUGCGGGAUUGUCGACGCCGUGGCGUUCAUCCAUGACCCUGGCAGCAAAAUACAGAACCUGCAAGGCAAGCGCCUCUAUGGCCGGCACGGAGACAUUAAGCCAGAAAAUGUCUUAUGGUUCAUAAAGCGCCAAAGCGUAGGCGGCAGAGGAGCGCUAGUGCUGUCAGACCUGGGCCUGGCUGCAGUUCAUCGAGAUACAAGCCGAUCCAACAUUCCGGGCGAGGCCAUACCGCACACACCAAAUUAUCGACCUCCAGAGUGUGACAUGGAUGGUCCAAAAGGCCACAUUUCCCGGUCGUUUGAUAUAUGGACCAUGGGCUGCCUCUUCCUGGAAUUCGUCGUCUGGGCGCUGGAGGGGUGGGAUGGAAGGGUAAACUUCCGUUUCGACCGAUGUGAUUCAGCCUAUCUGAAUGCCGAGACAGAUGUCUUUUUCGACAUAAAGCGUACUGAGAAAGAAAGCGCCAAGAGCGAAUACGUCUUCCAAGUCAAGGAGGCGGUCACAAAGCGCAUCAUUAGCCUAUACGAACAUCCAGCUUGCCCGAGGAUUAUUCAAAGGCUUCUUCGACUGAUAAGGAAUGAGAUGCUUAUUGUACAGUCGGAACGCCCUCCAAUCAACAGGAUCAGAGCUGGCAGGCUUCGUGAUGAAGUCCGCGAGCUCAAGGAGUUGUGCACAGCUAACAAUGGGGUCUGGUUGAAGCCGUCCAAGGAAGAACCACCCAUGAAACUGGAAGAAAGUCGUGCCCCGGUAAAGGCCCCUCUGAAUGGUGAAGCACUGAAGAAUCUUGGUAUCGAUGACAGGUUCGAUAAGCUCAAGGUCUUUAUUGGGGGCGAAUUGCGGACGACUUCUGGGCGGAGGGACCCAGGUACUUUAUGA
Molecule: messenger RNA, 1824 nt
Organism: Diaporthe amygdali
Lineage: Eukaryota; Fungi; Ascomycota; Sordariomycetes; Diaporthales; Diaporthaceae
Product: kinase-like protein
Exons: 4
Coding region: 1-1824 (607 amino acids)
Biological process (GO): peptidyl-serine phosphorylation; peptidyl-threonine phosphorylation
Molecular function (GO): ATP binding; protein serine/threonine kinase activity
Source: RefSeq, a predicted model, not a curated record